Solenopsis invicta (red fire ant) is the source of this 1977-nucleotide messenger RNA. RefSeq names its product maspardin. The transcript has 7 exons. NCBI's taxonomy places the organism in Eukaryota, Metazoa, Arthropoda, Insecta, Hymenoptera, Formicidae. Bases 632 to 1486 code for a protein of 284 amino acids. The record is from RefSeq and is a predicted model, not a curated record.
UCUUAUGAAUGAAAUAAAUAGAAAAAUUGAACUUCUGUGAGACACGUUACGUACAUUAUGACUUUUAGUAUGGAGCAGACAAAGUAGCUGCGAGGAAUGCUUUGUCUAGUGGAACAAUAUAUGAGAAGUAUUGUGCUGAAAAGAGUGCUAGAUUUAAAAAAAAAGAUUAAUUAUAUAUUUUUUGGUAAAGUAUAUGUACAGAUAUGGUUUCUAUCUUCCUGUUAAAUUUGUGAUGCUCAAGAAGAAUAGAGAAAUCCGUCACGUAUGAAAGGUUAAGAUACACGAGCCCAGAUUGAAAUUACGAAUACUACGAUAUUCUUAAUGGGAUUUCAAAUAAUAUUACAAAUAAUGUUGAAUGACAGAAAGCGACUUGUUGGCGUCUUUAAAUAUAAAAGAUUACGAUUAUGGCUUUGUUAACGAUUGCUCGUUAAUGAUAUCGCAAUUGAAAAUUAUCAUGUUCAAGUAGUUGUUGAUUGCAAAUGUACUUUGCAGUAUUAAGCAAUGUAUUAGAGAAACUGCAUUAUCUUAAUUUAAUGUACUCCCUCUUUCGAUAUCACGAAAGGCAUGACUGUCGUUGAACAACGAUAACGCGGUGCAAUGUACCGACUGGCGUCGUGAGCCAAGGCAAAAUAUGUCUUCGUACUCGAGCGAGCUGUCACACUCGCAGGAAUAUCUGAGCUUUCGCAGCUCCAUACCGCUCAGGAAAAUCGUCGUCGAUGCCGAUGGUGCCAAGGGAUGGAAAGUUUAUGAUUCUAAUCCAAAAACUAUCAAGUGUCCACUUAUAUGUCUUCCACCAGUCUGCGGUACCGCUGAUAUUUUUUUUAGACAAAUAUUAGGUCUGGCUGCCAAAGGUUACAGAGUUAUCUCGGCCGAAGCACCGGUAUAUUGGAGUAUAGACGACUGGUGCGACGGAUUCAGAAAACUAUUAGAUUAUUUACAACUUGAUAAAGUCCAUCUUUUUGGCACUUCCCUAGGUGGUUUCUUGGCACAAAAAUUUACAGAGAUAAAUAUAGACUGCCCUAGAGUUGUGUCUCUGAUUUUGUGCAAUACCUUUACAGAUACAUCUGUGUUCAGUUACAAUGACUCAGCAGCAGUUUUCUGGAUUUUACCUUCAUUAGUACUGAAAAAAAUGGUAAUGGGGAAUUUUGCAACGGAACAAGUCGAUGGAGAAAUUAUAGAAGCGAUUGAUUUUAUGGUGGAACGGUUGGAGAGUUUAACGCAACCAGAAUUGGCGUCUCGUUUAACAAUGAAUUGCAUAAAUUGUUACGUGCAACCUCAAAAGAUAUGUCAUUUACCUGUGACAAUAAUAGACGUCUUUGAUGAAUAUGCAUUAUCGAAUGCGGUUAGAGAAGAAAUGUAUAAAUGCUAUCCAAAUGCAAAACUAGCACACUUAAAAAGUGGUGGAAAUUUUCCAUAUUUAAGUCGAGCUGCUGAAGUUAAUCUACAUUUGCAGCAUUUGUUUUCAGAUUCACUUGAGACAAUUUGAAGGUACGGAAUAUACGGCUUUAGAAAAAAUUAAGAUAUAGCACAACGCGCAUUUACGUUAGGAAAAAUAAUAAAAUAUGUAAUAAAACUAGAAACUAUAUUCUGUAAAUAUUAAUUAAACAAAGAUCCUCCUUUGCUCACGUGCGGAUAUUAAGACUAUAAACAACCUCUAUGUCGUUAAGUUAGAUAUGUUAUUCCUUAAAACAAUUCUCCGUGGAAUAUGCGUUAUAGAAUUUAUAAAUAAUCUAGAAUAUAAGUAUAUUAUCAGGAAUUAUAUAAUAUUUGUACCAUUAUUUAAUAUUUCGUUAUUUUGUUAUCUAAUAUUUCGUUGUUUAAAUAUACAAAAAGCAUUUAUAUUUUGUAACUUGAUCUCAUUUUAAUUAUGAAAAAGAUCUCAUUUUAAUUGUAAAAAAAGAAUCUUUUAUGAAUUAUAUUCAUAAACUGAAACUCUUCAAACGUUAAUAAUUUAUAGUAUAUUGUUCUUAAGAAAAA